AUGGACGUGGCGCGUGAAGACGCCGAUGAAGUGCAAGCGGCGCAACCGCAGAGCGCAGCAGGUAGGGAGCAUGUAGACGCACCCGAGCAGCAGCAGCCGCGCGCGCUGCCGGCGGCGGCCAACGCGCCGCGCACAGAAAUUUUGCCGUCGCCGCGCGACAUGCCACCGUACCCUGGCGUGAAUACCGGCGCAAGUGUGCCAAACGGCGUGCAGACGCCCUUGGAGAGCAGCGCAAAGCGGCGCUCGCGCAGCGAGGGCGGCACGCAAAAAAUACUGAAAGGACGCGGCGGACGACGCUUUGCAAAAGGCACGCGUGCCGCACCGGCGCCAGCGCCAGCGCCCACAAGAGACAUUUGGCCCCGCGGCGCACUUGCAGACCUUGCGUCGCUGGGGAUAGCAGACGCCGAGGAGGAGCUUGCAUUGGAAGCACUCAAUAACGACUACUGCAAUACGUGCCAAGGCCACGGUCGAUUCCUGUGCUGCGACGGAUGUCCCCGCAGCUUUCACUUUUGUUGUGUGAAUCCCCCACUGGACGUGGACGAGAUGCCGUUCCCAAACGGCACGCUCCUCCCGAAAAAGCGCGCCGACGCAAAAAGCGACGAUCUGCGCGCAAUGCGUGCUGACGCCGACGAUAGCUGGUUCUGUCGUGUGUGCUUUGGGGAACGUAUGCCUGCCAAGAUGCCGAAACGUUACGGGCCCUUUAAUGUGCUGCUGCAGCAUGUCGAGCAGGAAAACCCCAGCAUCUUUGCGCUUCCCGCCGAGAUCCGGAAUUACUACAAGGGCGUAUCGACCGCCGCGGACGGUGCGUAUGUCGAUAGCAGCUCGCUGCGCCCUUUGAAACUCAAUAGGAACGGCUUCAUCGAAGAGCGCGAUCCGUUCCAGCUGCGCAACAAACACGGCGACGCGGCGCUCUGCUACCACUGCGGCGGCUCGGCACUCCCGCUCGAUCUCGUGCCGAGGACGCAGCGUACGCCGACGCACGCGGAGGAACUCGCCGCACUCGACACACUUGCAUCCACGGCACUGGAUCGGCACCGCCCAGAGAAGUGGCGCAGGAUGCUCAGCUGCGAUUUCUGCAGCCUGCACUGGCACCUCGAUUGCAUCGAUCCGCCCCUGACAGGCAUGCCGUCUGCAACACGCCGCUGGCGCUGCCCCGCACAUAGCGAGCUUGCGGAGCCAAAGCUUCGCAUCCCCCGGAAUGUGCAUCAGAUGCGCACGGUCGAUGUGCCGCUGUGUGUGUCAGAAAACGAGGUGGGGGGGAAGCGCCGCGUGCUGGGCGAGGUCGAAGUGCUCGUAGAGGACGAUGCAUGGGAAGAUGCCGGGCCACACUCUGCCAGCAUUCACUACCGCAUCCCAGAAAGGACGAUCCGACUUGAGUUUUGGCAGCGUGCACGCUUGGAGCGCGAAGCAGGCGCGCUGCAUGUGCCAGAUACCAAGGUGGCCGAAGUUGUGCGCGCGGCGCCGUUGCCUGCGCCGUUGCCUGCGCCGCCGAGCGCCGCGCUCGACCGCCUCGUCGCCGUCGCAUUGCAAUUGCCGAGCGUGCCAAAGGCAGAAAAAGAGCGGCUUUUGGAACCGGAGCUGUGGGCGCCGGCGGUGCUCGAAGAGAAUGCAGCUGCAUCAACUGCCUCGCUCGACGCCAAUAUGCAGCCGUUUCACGGCGCAGUGCGCACGACGUACCGUGCCAGUGACGCCGAGCCGCUCUCCCCUACGUGCGGCGAAGACUGUGCCCCACAUCCCGCUCCGGUUGCGCCCCCGCCGGCGUUUGUAUACCAUAAUGAGCUCGCAGAGCUGCGCGCAAUCAAGCGGCUCAUGGCGGCCAAAGGCGCCGACGCACUGCGCCGCUUUCUCCACGAGCCAUGA
Malassezia vespertilionis is the source of this 1860-nucleotide messenger RNA. RefSeq lists its product as uncharacterized. The record is from RefSeq and is a predicted model, not a curated record. NCBI's taxonomy places the organism in Eukaryota, Fungi, Basidiomycota, Malasseziomycetes, Malasseziales, Malasseziaceae. Gene Ontology annotation, biological process: regulation of transcription by RNA polymerase II. The coding region runs from base 1 to 1860 and encodes 619 amino acids. Gene Ontology annotation, cellular component: Rpd3S complex. The transcript is spliced from 2 exons.